This is a messenger RNA of Penicillium cinerascens, 1320 nucleotides long. RefSeq names its product putative toxin biosynthesis protein. The coding region runs from base 1 to 1320 and encodes 439 amino acids. The transcript has 4 exons. NCBI's taxonomy places the organism in Eukaryota, Fungi, Ascomycota, Eurotiomycetes, Eurotiales, Aspergillaceae. The record is from RefSeq and is a predicted model, not a curated record.
AUGUCGUCGCCAUUUCGCAUUGUCGAGCAUGUCGUGGAAUCCCAGUAUAUCCGCGAAUACCCUGGCGCCACGGCCAAUGAGCAGGAAGAACCCUUGAAACUGGCCGUGAAACAAUACAUUCCCCUCGACAACCCCAAUCCCCAACCCGGCGAUGUGACGAUCCUCGCGGCACACGCCAAUGGGUUUCCCAAAGAACUAUACGAACCUCUCUGGGAGGAAAUCCACGCUCGAUCCAAAGAAGUCGGAUUCCGCAUUCGAAGCAUCUGGAUGGCCGAUGUAGCUUGGGAAGGAGAAAGCAGCGUGCUCAAUGAAGAUUCCCUAGGCAACGACCCAAGCUGGUUCGACCACCCGCGCGAUCUCCUCCAUCUAGUCAACGUCAAACGGACAGAAAUGCCCCGACCAAUCGUUGGCAUCGGACACAGUAUGGGUGGUGCGCACCUUACACAAUUAAGCUUGAUGCACCCCCGACUGUUGCAUACCCUGGUGCUACUCGAUCCGGUCGUACAGCGUCAAACCACUCAGCUGGACGGCUUCAGUCUCCGCGAGAACAAACGCCUCAUCGCAAAGACCACUCAGCUCUCCACCCACCGCCGUGACAUUUGGCCUUCGCGCCAGGCUGCCGCCGAGGGCUUCAAGCGUAGUCCCUUCUAUCAAGCAUGGGAUCCCCGCGUGCUAGACCGCUGGGUAGAGUACGGGCUCCGCGAUCUCCCCACGGCUAUCCACCCGCUCGACGGCAAACCCGUCGAUGCGAAGAACCCGCCUGUCACAUUGCGUACCCCGCUCCAUCAGGAAGUCUUCACCUUCUCACGGCCCAACUACAACCAUGUCCCUGGAAGCGGCAAGGCCAUCAACCGGGUAACGCAUCCAGAUCUCGAUGAAACCCACCCAGACUCGUAUCCGUUCUACCGGCCUGAGCCGGUGCGGAUUUUCUCACAGCUGCCGCACCUCCGUCCGAGUGUGCUAUAUGUCUUUGCAGGCAAGUCCUAUAUGUGUAUGCCUCAUAUGCGAGCCGAUAAGCUCGCCAACACGGGUACGGGUCUCGGUGGUAGUGGCGGUGUUGCAGCGGGUCGAGUGCGUGAGGUCUUCCUCGAGGACUUUGGUCACUUACUGGCCCAGGAAGCUGUAAAUGAGUGUGCUGAUGCGGCGGUCUGCUGGUUGGCCCCGGAACUGCGGCGCUGGCGGGACGAGGAGGAGAGCUUCCGGUCUGUGUGGCAUAAGAAGUCCAAGCUCGAGAAGCAGACGGUUGAUGCAGAGUGGUUGAAGCAUGUCCCAGCGCCAGCGCGUCGGCCUAAGAAGGCGGAGCCUGGGUCGAAGCUGUGA